GGCCGGCGUGGCCAGGGCCCGGGCGCCGCAGGGCCGGGCGGAGCGGCGGCUGCCUGCAGGGGGCGCCGCCCGGGGCGGCCUGGGUGCGGCGCCCGCGCAGGGCAUUUCCGCUCGGCGGCGGGAGCGCGGUCCCACGGCCCCGCGGGGCAGCAGCAGGACUGAGAACUGGAUUCUUGGUGCACAUGGACUUUCUGGCCUCUGCUUGAGGCAGGUAUAUUCAUCUUGUAUCCUGUGGAAGGAUUCCAAAGCCCCGAACUUAAGACUCUCAGACUCACAAUGCUCCUGGAUUCCUGGGCAACACAUCAUUGAACAAACAAACUUACAGGGACAGGUUGCUUCCUGAAGGAUCUGCGUGUGUUCAGAACAUAGUCAGAAAAGGCCCUGCAGCCCAAUGGCUCUUGUCUUCGUGUACGGCACCCUGAAGCGAGGCCAGCCCAACCACAAAGUCUUGCUGGACAGCGCCAACGGCUCUGCAGCCUUCCGGGGCCAGGGCCGCACGGCCGAGCCCUUCCCCUUGGUGAUUGCUGGUGAACACAACAUCCCCUGGCUGCUGCACCUCCCGGGCAGGGGCCACCAUGUGGCUGGCGAGAUCUACAGGGUGGACGAGCAGAUGCUGCGCUUCCUGGACGACUUUGAAGGCUGCCCCCACAUGUACCAGCGCACGGCGGUUCCGGUGGAGGUGCUCACGUGGGAGGGCGAGGGCAGCCCUGGGGACCGGGUGCAGUGCUUUGUGUACAGCACGGCCACCAGCCCACCCGAGUGGGCCCACCUCCCCCACCACAAGAGCUACGACGCCCAGGGUCCCCACGGGCUGCGCUACAACCCCCGGGAAAACAGGUGAGCAGGGCCGGCGGCCCGGAGAGGGCAGACCAGGGCCUUUCCAGACAUUUGCAGACUCCACGUGGAAGAGAGAAACAGGCCUGCCUUUCAGGCGCCAAUUCUGCAAAUAAUUUGGACGUCCUGACAGCAAGAUUGUACCCUGGAACCUUUCCAUCCAGGAUACUUAUCGCUUGCUGCUUUAAGAGCCUCAGGGGCCUGAAUGUACUGGAGAAGAAAAACUUUGGAUUUUAAUUCCCCUGAAAGGCAUUUGGAGAAGUCACAUGCUGUCAUGAUUUCCUGUCAUCUGAAGAUGACAUUCUCAGUGACUGGAAAGACAGCUGCCAUUAGGUUUUGGCAGCUGGCUGAACUGAUUCUAGCCUGUAGCAUCGAUAAAGGAAGUUUGAGUAAAAGUUUAUUUUGGAUGGUUCAAUAUAAAAAAAUAUCCCCAAAAAAAGUUUGCUGUACUGUAACUACAGCAUCAUUCUUCAUAAUUAUGAGAUCACAAACUACUGGAGAUGGCCACUUAAGAUGUUUUGGGAACUAAAAUAUAAAGGUGUUGGUGUGAUGUUCGACCCUUUCUUAGUAGAUUUGAUAGAAGGUUCUUUUCAUUGUAAUCUAGCAAAAUAAUGAACACCGCUUGCUAGCAGACACGGCUGAGCACCCAGACUUCACACGGAGGUUCAUCCGCACCCAGACCCCAGCAGCCGGGCCCGUCACCGCCUCCUGAAGGCACAGGACUUGGGGGUGGGCCUUUCAGAGAAGAACCAACACAUUAGCAAUUUGUUCUUCAGGCCUGACAGAAGGCUUAGCUUCCAAAUACAAACAGCACUUAAAAUAAUGUUAGCAAGGCACGAAGUACCAAUUACUACCCACCUCCAUCUGAUGAUCUGUCAGCGGAGCUUCAAGUCGGCACACGGCUCUGCUGCACGGCUCUCUUCUGCUCACCAGCAAAACCUGAGGUGGAUUCCAAGCACUCGAGAACAAAUGCGAAUGCAGCUGCUGCGCCUCAGUCGCCUGGCUCUCGGCUGGGGGGGCUCACUCACUUUUCAACUUAAUGGUAGACCGUGGUUGCUAACUACAUCUGGCACAAAACAUGAUCAUUAUUUUUAGCCUCUUUUUCUUAAUUGGAAGCUUGCUUCGCAAAGCACAAAAAGGCGAGGCUAGGUAUCAGCUGAUGAGCUCUGGUGAGGUAGCCCAAGCACCCGGGAGGGGACCUGGGCAGCCCACCGUCCUCAGAACAGUACAGGCAGCACCCCAGGUCAGUCAGCGGGCCCCAAAUUCACCUCCUGAGGACUCAGCCAUCCAGCAUGGUACCCACAUGUAGCCACAGCAGGAAGGGGGUCGUCCAGGCCACCUAGUCCUUAGGAAGUCACAGAUAACCAGCCCCAGGAGUUAGCCUUCAAUUAUGGAAGCAGGAAGGUAAUCAGAUUAUAAGAUGGCAAAUGCUGAUUUAAUAGAAUGGGAGGCAGAGAACUGGAAUUGAAUACAUUUCUAAAUGGGAUCACUGACAUGCUAGUAUUUACGUCAACUGGCACAGUCCGUCGCCUAUGUGUACACUGUCUUCAUUAAAAAAAAAAAAAGGCAAACUAAUAUUUAGACAAAUGCUUCAUUCUAUUGAUUUAAUUUUGAUGCUAGGAAAUCGCACAGAAGUACAAAUCAUAUGUACAAGUGUCUAUGUCAAUACAAAUGUCCGAUGGUGAUUUUUUGGCAGAAUGUUGGUUUUGACUCUUCUGUGGAAUAAAUACGAGAUGUAGAUCCGACGGCACAGGAGUGUUCCCGUGAAACACUUGAGUAAAUCGAGUGUGAGAGAAUAAUACAAAUGGCUAAUUAAAUUGGGUGACGUCUGAAAGGCUGUGAAUACUUCAUUCCAACUCCACGAGCAGAUCCCCUUCUCCGACUGUGUCUCCAGCUUUACAAUGUACCAGCUCCACCUUGAAUUCAAAAAGACGGGGAGAACGAGAAGCAUUAGCUAGAGUCAGAAGGGAGAAACCCCCACGCCUUCUCUGGAUGGAACCCACCCUGGGGCCAGGGAGCUGUGACCUGUGCCACUUUGCUCACGUCCAUCUGAGGGCAUCCUGAGGAUCGUCAGGAUGUCCCUGCAGAAGCUGUGACUCACCCCUCCCCCUGCCACCUCUUCCGUCCCUGUCAGCCCAAAGAACUUGUAUGUACGUUCACACACACGAGUAGUCCACACGGGUGCUGAUGAGCAGCCACGCCCGCCCCCUCUGGAGAGAGACGCAGUCCUCGGGAGCCCUUGGAGGAGUGAUGGAACGUGGAACUGAGCCCUCCCCUUCCGCCCAUUUCUCCCAAGUGUAGUCAAGCUGUGCUUGCCAAAUUUGUCUUCAGAUUUAAAAUGAGCAGGGAAGGCACCCGAGUGCCAGCAAUGUCUGGUUGGUGCACUGGUCUGUGUCCCCACCCUUGUGGUGAGGGAAGAGCCAAGCCAUUUUCUCUCAAACUUGAGCUGAGUUUUUAAGAAGGCUGUGAACCCGUGCAGGGAAUACUCCAAAGCCCUCCCAGCAGGUGCCAUUUGGACUGAAGUGGCUAAAUGACAACGCUGAUGUCUGUACUGGUGAUAUAUGAUGUUUUUGAUGAUGGCACCAUCACUAGAGUAGAGACUGUUCAUUGUAACCCUUUCUCUAGGAGAAAAUAUGGCCCUCCCAGGCAGGAACCACCAGCCCCAGACUCAGCAGGGGGAGGGGAGGGUGGAAUGAGCAGAGGGCCUCCGGGUAGCAGGAGCUGGGCCAACGCACAGAAUUCGCUCACACCUGGUCGCCUCCUGAGCAGCAGAUCUGGGCUGCUGAGGGCCAAGGGCUCUGCCUCCCCGUGAGACGGCCCCAAGAGGAAAUCCAAAGACGCACAACAUGGCUCCCCACGGCUACAGGAAGUGAGGCCAUGCUCUUUAUUACACGAGGGCCUCAGCCAGCCACAUGGGGACCCAUGGCCUGCAGCUGACACCCAUUCUUGAUCCCCCAUAACAUCAUGGAUAGAAAUUUCAUGACACUAGUGCAGUAAAAAUGUUAAACAAUCCCUAAGACUAGAUAAAACAGUUUUUACAUAAACAGAAACCCACCUUUUCUUGUCCACUUUUAAAACAUCAACAAAAUUAGAAAGCAUUCCUAAAACACGACAGCUCAUGCCAUUCUACUCUGCCAAACCUCCCAGACAGGGUGGGGCCACCUGCAGCAGCCUGGCAGCCAGCUCAGGGCUGUCCAGUGUGCACAGGGACCUCUGCUUUCCCUGCUGGGAGCAGACAGGGAAUCCCCCUUGUCCUUCUCUGAGAAUCAGUCCCUUUGACUUUUGGAGUGAUAGACCAUGAGACAGAGGCUGUGUCUCUCUGUUGCAAACUUGAUUGUGAACUGAUGGAUCUCUCUUUACACCCCAGGUCCCCACGGUGUGGCCACAGUGCAGGCUACAGCCAGCCUUUGCUGCUGUCCUCACGUCGAUCAUGCUCCACUGUGCAGACACUUCCAAACCAAACAUCCUCCAGAAAAGGGUCAUUUUCCACUAAUGGCAUCCCCUGAGUCCUAGGAAGAACAGUGAAGCGAUUGCUUCACAGGCUUUUUGUUUUCCUCAAAGAAAAAAAUACAUUUGAGGGUGUCACUCUUAACAAAUUUCAGUACUGACAGGCCUUUCUCCUCCUCCUCUUCCUGCGUCAUUAAGGCCCAUGAGUGUGCACAGGGCUUCAGCUCCUCAUGAUCUACAACUGAAUUGUUCUCUUCAUGGAGAAAUUAUCUUGAAGAGUUGCAUUAAUUUUUGCAAUCUGUAAAACCGUUUCCUGCUGCGUCACCUAAGUCUCAGAUAACUAACUGCCUCCAAGACAGAUGUAAACAUUAAAAAUUAAAGACCCCUUAAUUUGAAAGACAUUAAGGUGAAGAACAAUUAUUCUUUG
Sciurus carolinensis (gray squirrel) is the source of this 4708-nucleotide messenger RNA. RefSeq names its product gamma-glutamylamine cyclotransferase (gene Ggact). Lineage: Eukaryota; Metazoa; Chordata; Mammalia; Rodentia; Sciuridae. The coding region runs from base 392 to 841 and encodes 149 amino acids. The transcript has 4 exons. The record is from RefSeq and is a predicted model, not a curated record. Gene Ontology annotation, molecular function: gamma-glutamylaminecyclotransferase activity.